Molecule: messenger RNA, 405 nt
Organism: Botrytis sinoallii
Lineage: Eukaryota; Fungi; Ascomycota; Leotiomycetes; Helotiales; Sclerotiniaceae
Exons: 3
Coding region: 1-405 (134 amino acids)
Source: RefSeq, a predicted model, not a curated record
AUGAGUCGCAACGCUCAUAUGACUGUCUCGCUGAUCUUUCAUUCUUUACCAACCUCUGUUCAACAAGCAAUUUUUUGGAAAUCAAAGAAAACGGCUUUCUGGAGCUCAAGAAAAGACAAAAUUUUGCCUCCAUCAGGUCCAACAGGGAAGAAAAACAAGGGCUCGAACAAAUCAGUACAGCAGGCAGCCAAACCCAAGGAGGACACCAGGCACGCAACGGCGGCUACCAGUGGUGGUGAACAAACAGGCGAUCGUAGUACUGGUGGUACAGAUGCCAGUCGUCACAGCUUUUAUAUCGCUGAUAAAAAACGCGAGAGCUAUCAUGACAGCUGCGAUACUAGUGAGCACACCAAUGAUGAGGUGCAGAACUUUCACGAAGUUAGAGCCCAUGAGCGAGGAAGUUAG